Molecule: messenger RNA, 1549 nt
Organism: Salvia splendens (bonfire salvia)
Lineage: Eukaryota; Viridiplantae; Streptophyta; Magnoliopsida; Lamiales; Lamiaceae
Product: rho GDP-dissociation inhibitor 1
Exons: 5
Coding region: 483-1148 (221 amino acids)
Biological process (GO): Rho protein signal transduction
Cellular component (GO): membrane; cytosol; cytoplasm
Molecular function (GO): protein binding; Rho GDP-dissociation inhibitor activity
Source: RefSeq, a predicted model, not a curated record
GUAAUGACCUUCACGAUCUCCCCACCUCGUUAAUUAAUUAUCCUAUUCUUUUUUUUUUUGAAACGGAUAUUUGUUGCCAUUGGCUCAUUAAUUUGCAAUCCUGGAUCACCACAGACCUAUUUCUCAAUCCAAUUUCAAGCAUCCCAAGAAUCUGUCUUUCAUUUUCUCUCUCAUCAAGUCAUCAUGCACAAUUUUUGUUCCUUUGUUCCGUUCUUGAUGUCGUUUUCUUGUUAGUUCUUCGCAGGCGUUAUCCAUUGUGGGGCGUGUUUUUACCUUUUGUUUCUUCUUUACCCUUUAUCGGAUUCUGCCCCUUUCAAUAAUUUAAUUGCGGAAAUCUCAGUUAAUAAAAUUUAACCUCAAUCUCUAUAAAAACUCAUUCUUUUCCCAGUUGUCGUUUAUUCCCACCACAUUGAAGAAGAAGAAGAAGAAGUAGUAGAAUCACAGUUUCGCCUUUUGGGAUUCUUGAAAAUUGUGUGAAAUUGAUGUCUUUGGCUGUUGGAGUUGCUACGAGUUCAAAAGAGAUGGGGUUUGAUGAUAACAACAAGGGUGAUGGUGAAGAGGGCAACCCGGUUCAUAACCCGGAACCCGAAACCGAGGAUGAAGACGAGGAUGAUGCCGAAGCCAAAAUUCAGUUGGGGCCUCAGUGCACUCUCAAGGAGUUGUCUGAAAAGGACAAGGAUGAUGAGAGUUUGAGAAGAUGGAAGGAACAGCUUCUUGGAAGUGUGGAUAUCAAUUCUGUUGGAGAAACACUUGAUCCAGAAGUGAAAAUCGUGAGCUUGACGAUUAAAACUGCUGGUAGGGAUGAUAUUGUUCUUCCGAUCCCCGAGGAUGGGAACCCGAAAAGCCCGUGGUUCGUACUGAAAGAGGGAAGCAAGUACAACCUGGUAUUCACGUUCCAGGUUAGCAACAAUAUUGUAGCCGGCUUCAAGUACAAAAACAAUGUCUGGAAAACUGGCAUUAAAGUGGACAACACGAAAGAGAUGAUCGGAACCUUCAGCCCUCAGCCGGAACCUUAUACACAUGUAAUGCCGGAAGAGACUACACCUUCUGGAAUUUUCGCUAGAGGUUCAUAUUCAGCAAAAACUCAGGGUGUUGGAUCUUCCAUUGCUGCUGCUUUAGCAUUUUUGUGGUGUUUAAGAUAUGAAUAAUGUCGAAUAUGGGGAGAGUCGAGAAUCAUAUAACUCUCAUGUCGUUCAAGGAUAAACCGUGUUCAUGCACUAAGACAUCCUUUUGUUUGAGGCGAUACUUUGGCUUCCAUAACGACGGGGAGCCAAUCAUCCUGAGCUUAUGUUUGCGAAAACGGGCUUGUUUCCGGAGCGUGGACUGAUUGGCCUUUGUACACUUGAACAUGCAAUAAGCUUGUUUAUGGGUGAAAUUUGAUAAAAUUUUGUUUUCUUGAGCAUUUGCUAUCUGCAGUAGUUACAGUGGCCCCUGUCGUUAUAUAUUGUGUUUAGUGUGUGUAGUAAAUAUAGGAGUAUUAUUGAGCUUUGCUGCAAAAAUUGAUUUCAAGACCAAAUAGUGAUAGAAGUAUACUCUUUUCUUUUGAAUA